AAUUCCGUAAACGUCACCGCCCAAUGUCCUUUCUCCGUCGGCUGCAAUCGCCCUCUUUCUGAGAAUCCCUUAUCCCUUUCGCAUACGGGUCCUCAUUGCGCGACAACGGCCCGAUCGAUUGAUCUGCAUCCGCAGACGUUCCCUCUCGGCGCUGCAAUGGCGGAGGUGACCUCCGCAGCAGGGAUCUCGGAGCCGCUCUUGUCGGUGGAGCAGGAGAACGAGAAGAUCCCGGCAUGGAAGGAGCAGAUUACUGUCAGGGGCUUGCUGGUCAGCGUCGUCUUGGGCUCUCUCUUCUGCAUCAUCACGCACAAGCUCAACCUCACCGUCGGGGUGAUUCCGUCCCUCAACGUGGCCGCGGGGCUUCUGGGUUUCUUCUUCGUCAAGAGCUGGACCGAAUUCACGUCCAAGAUCGGGGUGUGGUCCAAGCCGUUCACCAGGCAGGAGAACACGGUGAUCCAGACGUGCGUGGUCGCGUGCUAUGGAUUGGCCUUCAGUGGGGGGUUUGGCUCAUAUAUGCUCUCUAUGGAUCAAAGGACAUAUGAGCUUAUAGGAUCUGAUUAUCCAGGUAACAGAGCAGAGGAUGUUAAAAAUCCAUCUCUGGGUUGGAUGAUUGGUUUCAUGUUUGUUGUGAGUUUUCUUGGGCUAUUUAGCCUUGUGGCUCUGCGCAAGGUAAUGGUAAUUGAUUACAAGCUUACAUACCCCAGCGGGACAGCUACAGCUUUGUUGAUAAACAGUUUUCACACUAACACAGGGGCUGAGCUUGCAGGGAAACAAGUACGUUGCCUGGGAAAGUAUUUAAGCAUAAGUUUGUUCUGGAGCUGCUUUAAAUGGUUCUUCAGUGGUGUUGGAGAUUCAUGUGGGUUUGAUAAUUUCCCUAGCCUUGGACUCGCAGCAUUUAAGAACACAUUUUAUUUUGACUUUAGCCCCACAUAUGUCGGAUGCGGUCUCAUUUGCCCACAUAUUGUUAAUUGCUCAGUCCUGCUUGGAGCCAUCAUAUCUUGGGGUUUCCUUUGGCCAUUCAUCUCUACCAAAGCAGGGGAUUGGUAUCCAGAUAACCUUGGAAAUAAUGACUUCAAAGGCCUCUAUGGUUACAAGGUUUUCAUAGCAGUCUCUCUUAUUCUAGGAGAUGGUCUUUACAACUUGAUUAAAAUAGUGAUAAUAACUGUCAAGGAAAUCAUGAAUUCACGCUCAAAGAAGGCAUCACUUCCACUAGUAGCACUUCAUCAAGAUGAUGCAAGCUCCAAGCUUUUAACCGAAGAAAAUCAGAGAGAAGAAACAUUUUUAAAGGAUAGCAUACCAUCCUGGUUUGCAGGUUCUGGGUACAUUGCUCUUGCUGCUAUAUCAACUUCAGUAAUUCCAAACAUCUUUCCGCAGAUGAGAUGGUACCUCGUCCUCGCAUGUUACGUUGUUGCGCCUGCACUGGCCUUCUGUAAUUCAUAUGGUACUGGCCUCACUGAUUGGAACCUUUCCUCAACCUAUGGGAAGAUUGGACUUUUCAUCUUUGCUUCAUUGGUCGGAAGCAAAGGUGGUGUGAUUGCUGGGCUGGCUGCGUGUGGUGUUAUGAUGUCCAUCGUUUCUACUGCUGCUGACCUUAUGCAGGACUUCAAGACAGGCUACCUCACCCUAUCCUCUCCAAGGUCCAUGUUUGUAUCCCAGUUGAUUGGCACAGCCUUAGGUUGUGUCAUUGCUCCCGGCACCUUUUGGCUCUACUGGACUGCUUUUGACAUUGGAUCACCCGAUGGUGCCUACAAGGCUCCCUAUGCAGUCAUUUAUCGGGAAAUGGCCAUCUUAGGUGUUGAGGGCUUCUCAGCACUGCCACAGCAUUGUCUGGAGAUAUGCUGUGGGUUCUUUGUAGCUGCGCUGAUAAUUAAUCUUCUGAGGGAUGCAACCCCAAAGAGUGUAUCAAAGUACAUCCCGAUACCGAUGGCAAUGGCAGUUCCCUUCUACAUAGGAGCAUAUUUUGCGAUCGACAUGUUUGUUGGAACUGUGAUUGUGUUCGUCUGGGAACGGUUGAAUGAGAAGGAGGCCGAGGACUAUGCUGGAGCAGUGGCAUCAGGCCUGAUAUGCGGAGAUGGGAUAUGGACUGUUCCAUCGGCAAUCCUGUCGAUCUUUAGAAUUGAUCCACCAAUUUGCAUGAACUUUGCUCCUAGCAGUUAAAAUAUUUAUGCCCUGGAGAUGUGUGUGUAAAUGCACAAUACAGUUGCUUCAUUGUUCAUAUAAAUCCCUCAGCACUAUGUUAUGUAAAUAUCAAUUAUUAUGUGGGAAGGUUUCCAAAACGACAACGCCAUGAGCUUAUUCUUCUCCUAUGUUAUGAAUAAACGACAAUUAUAUAGGUUGUUUAAUUUUUUUU
Molecule: messenger RNA, 2350 nt
Organism: Zingiber officinale
Lineage: Eukaryota; Viridiplantae; Streptophyta; Magnoliopsida; Zingiberales; Zingiberaceae
Product: probable metal-nicotianamine transporter YSL6
Exons: 7
Coding region: 157-2157 (666 amino acids)
Cellular component (GO): vacuolar membrane
Molecular function (GO): oligopeptide transmembrane transporter activity
Source: RefSeq, a predicted model, not a curated record